Zonotrichia leucophrys gambelii is the source of this 3295-nucleotide messenger RNA. It is a transcript of the gene TMEM278, whose product is annotated as transmembrane protein 88B. NCBI's taxonomy places the organism in Eukaryota, Metazoa, Chordata, Aves, Passeriformes, Passerellidae. Gene Ontology annotation, molecular function: PDZ domain binding. The record is from RefSeq and is a predicted model, not a curated record. The transcript is spliced from 3 exons. Gene Ontology annotation, cellular component: plasma membrane. Bases 998 to 1510 code for a protein of 170 amino acids.
UCAGCCUGAUAUUCUGAACCUCAGCCUGAUAUUCUCAACACCUGAGCCUGAUAUUCUGAAUUUAAGCCUGACAUCCUGAGCAUCUAAGCCUGAUAUUCUGAAUACCUAAGCCUGAUCUGCUGAACAUCCGAGCCUGAUCUUCUGAACACCUGAGCUUGACAUCCUGAGCAUCUAAGCCUGAUAUUCUGAACAUCUGAGCCUGAUAUUCUGAAUUUAAGUCUGACAUCCUGAGCAUCUAAGGCUGAUAUUCUGAACCUAAGCCUGAUAUUCUGAAUUUAAGCCUGAUAUCCUGAGCAUCCAAGUCUGAUAUUCUGAACACCUAAACUUGAUAUUCUGAACCUAAGCCUGGUCUGAAUACCUGAGCCUGAUCUGCUGAACACCUGAGCCUGACAUCCUGAACAUCCAAGCCUGAUAUUCUGAAAACCUGAGCCUGAAAUCCUGAAGAUCUAAGCCUGAACAUCUAAGGCUGAUAUUCUGAACCUAAGCCUGAUAUUCUCAACAUCUGAGCCUGAUAUUCUGAAUUUAAGCCUGACAUCCUGAACAUCUAAGCCUGAUAUUCUGAAUACCUAAGCCUGAAAUUCUGAGCCCAAACCUGACAUCCUGACCACCCAGCUGAGCUCCAAGGUGGAGGGGGAUACCAAAGCCCACUGAGCAGCCCAAGCCCAUCACAGCCACCCUUUGGGACCUCUUGGGAUCGGAAUUUUGGGAAAAACAACAGCAAAAUUCAGCAGGACUCGGGAUUCUAAACCAAAAUUAAAAUCACUGCCAAACUUCCAGCAGAUCUGCUUUGGGAGAGACUGGGAAAAGCAUCUGAAAGAAGCAAAUUGUGCUGAGCAGGGAGCAGGGAGACCUUUCCUUGCUGCCCCACGAUGAUCUCUGCCUGAGGGCUCCUGGAGGAGACAGAAGAACCCUUUGCAAGCUCCUUCCCACCUCUGCCAGACCAAAAGCAAGGAAAUCUUUUUGGAUAAGAGCGUGGCUUGGUGGAUCUCCUUGAAGGAUGCCCGGCCAGGAGCCUGAGGACUUUGGAGCAGAAAUCCCGUCGGAAAAAUCCCGAAUGAUCCCUGGGCUCCCCCCGUACGACAUGGACGAGCAGCUCCUGCCCAGGCAGCCCCGCAGCCCCUGCUGCUGCCUGGCCUGGACCCUGCUGAUAGGAACCAUGAACUGCCUGGUUUUCCUCCUGAAUUUGCUCCUGAUGUUGGUGAUCUUCACCGUCGUGCUCCUUCCUACCAUCGUGGUGGUUUACUUUGGCUUCCAGUGCCACUCCCAGGUGCUGCACUCCUCCGCCCGCUACUGCAAGAGCCUCCUGGACGACAACAGCUCCUCUGCCCUCAUCAUCCUGGGCUUUGUCAUCAUGUCCCCGCUGCUGGUGGUGGCCAUGGCCAUCUACUGCAGCCUGGCGCGGCGCCUGCAGCUGCUGGUGUGCUUCCAGCCCUACAGCCUGGCCCUCUACAAGGGGGGGCGCUGCUGCCGGGCCGGGGGCUGCAGCCGCCAGCUCAAGGCCUGGGUGUGACCCUGCAGCACCAGCGGGGUCCCCUCCCUGUGCCCCGUCAUCAUCAUCAUCAUCAUCAUCAUCAUCCUCGGCCCUCUGUGGGGAGGUGUCACUGCUCAGCCUGGGCGCUGCUGUGGUGUAUCCCAAAAAAUCCCCCAAAAAUCCCAAAAAUCUGCAAUGGAGUGGAGACACACGUGGGACAGGUGUGGGGUGGGCAGGGCAGCUUCAUCCUCUUAAAUCCCCCUGUGGUUUAUCCCCAAAAUCCCAGGGCAGCUUCAUCCUCCUAAAUCACCCUGUGGUUUAUCCCAAAACUCCCAAGGCAGCCUCAUCUUCCUAAAUCACUCUGAUUUAUCCCAAAAAUCCCCAAAACCUGCAAUGGAAUGGAGACACAGUGUGGGACAGGUGUGGGAUGGGCAGGGCAGCUUCAUCCUUCCAAAUCACCUUCUGGUUUAUCCCAAAAAUCUGCAAUGGAGUGGAAACACACGUGGGACAGGUGUGGGGUCAGCAGGGCAGCUUCAUCCUUACAAAUCCCUCUGUGCUUUAUCCCAAAAAUCCCCAAAAUCUGCAAUGGAAUGGAGACACAGUGUGGGACAGGUGUGGGAUGGGCAGGGCAGCUUCAUCCUCUUAAAUCCCCCUGUGGUUUAUCCCAAAAAUCCCAGGGCAGCUUCAUCCUUCCAAAUCCCCCUGUGCUUUAUCCCAAAAUCCCAAGGCAGCCUCAUCCUCCUAAAUCACUCUGAUUUAUCCCAAAAAUCCCCAAAAUCUGCAAUGGAAUGGAGACACAGUGUGGGACAGGUGUGGGGUCAGCAGGGCAGCUUCAUCCUCCUAAAUCAAGGAAAUCACGCUGUGCUUUAUCCCAAAAAUCCCAAGGCAGCUUCACCCUUCCAGAUCACCCUGUGGUUUAUCCCCAAAAUCCCAGGGAAGCUUCAUCCUCUUAAAUCCCUCUGUGCUUUAUCCCAAAAAUCCCCAAAAUCUGCAAUGGAAUGGAGACACAGUGUGGGACAGGUGUGGGAUGGGCAGGGCAGCUUCAUCCUCCUAAAUCAAGGAAAUCACCCUGUGCUUUAUCCCAAAAAUCCCAAGGCAGCUUCAUCCUUCCAGAUCACCCUGUGGUUUAUCCCAAAAAUCCCAGGACAGCUUCAUCUUCAUCCUCCUAAAUCACCCUGUGGUUUAUCCCAAAAAACUCCAACUGAGUGAAAACACAGCCUGGGACAGGUAUGGGGUGGGCAGGGCAGCUUCAUCCUUCCAAAUCACCUUCUGGUUUAUCCCAAAAAUCUGCAAUGGAAUGGAGACACACGUGGGACAGGUGUGGGGUCAGCAGGGCAGCUUCAUCCUUACAAAUCCCUCUGUGCUUUAUCCCAAAAAUCCCCCAAAAUCUGCAAUGGAAUGGAGACACAGUGUGGGACAGGUGUGGAAUGGGCAGGGCAGCUUCAUCCUCCUAAAUCAAGGAAAUCACCCUGUGCUUUAUCCCAAAAAUCCCAAGGCAGCUUCAUCCUUCCAAAUCCCCCUGUGGUUUAUCCCAAAAAUCCCAGGACAGCUUCAUCUUCAUCCUUCCAAAUCCCCCUGUGGUUUAUCCCAAAAAACUCCAACUGAGUGAAAACACAGCCUGGGACAGGUAUGGGGUGGGCAGGGCAGCUCCACCCCCCUAAACCCUCUCUGCUGUUGGUUUUGGUGUUGGUUUUGGUGUUUUUGGUGUUGUUUUUGGUGUUGUUUUCGGUGUUGUUCCUGCCAUCACUGCCUGCUGUCCCCUUGUCCCCUUCAGAGCCAUUCCCAGUUUUCUGUACAAAUAAAUUUUGUGCCCAAUCCCCCUGA